This is a messenger RNA of Lindgomyces ingoldianus, 1162 nucleotides long. Its product is annotated as rer1 protein-like protein. The record is from RefSeq and is a predicted model, not a curated record. Lineage: Eukaryota; Fungi; Ascomycota; Dothideomycetes; Pleosporales; Lindgomycetaceae. Gene Ontology annotation, biological process: retrograde vesicle-mediated transport, Golgi to endoplasmic reticulum; protein retention in ER lumen. The coding region runs from base 135 to 701 and encodes 188 amino acids. Gene Ontology annotation, cellular component: Golgi membrane. The transcript has 4 exons.
AAGACACGCAGCGAGAAACAAAUUCACUCUACAUCUUCAUCUUCACUUCUUUCCGUCCAUCCCGGUGUGCGCCUGCGUAUUUCACCUUGCUAGAAACAUCCCCGGCCAUUCAAUAUAUAUCCGCGCAUACCAGAAUGGACGCCCCGGAGCCGGAUACCCCUUUCGCCGCUGUGACAGCGCAGACUACGAAAUAUGGACGGAUAUACCAAGCCUACCUCGAUAAAUCCACUCCCUUUACUUCAUACCGGUGGAUAGGCACUGCUGUUCUUUUCCUCAGCUUCGCUUUGCGCAUAUUCUUCGCGCAGGGGUGGUACAUCGUCGCAUACUCGCUCGGCAUCUACCUACUAAAUCUCUUCCUCGCCUUCAUAUCGCCCAAAUUCGACCCCUCUAUCGAACAGGAUGAAGGCAUGGAAGACGGCCACGCGGGCGGGCUCCCUACAAAGGAAGAAGACGAGUUCCGCCCUUUUGUACGUCGGCUGCCAGAGUUCAAGUUCUGGUAUAGCACUACCAAGGCGAUUGCCGUCGGAUUUUUGUGCAGUUGGUUUGAGGUGUUCAAUUUGCCGGUAUUCUGGCCAGUGCUUGUGGUUUAUUGGCUGAUUCUUUUUGGGCUCACGAUGCGACGACAAAUCCAGCAUAUGAUCAAGUAUCGAUAUGUCCCCUUUACCGUCGGAAAGACGCGGUACCCUGGCGCCGCGAAAUAAACGCUCGUUGACCCACACUGUACCCUUCGUCACGGACCGGAUGUCGCACGAAGAAGACCAUUCUGCGCAAGGGACACGGCACCCGAUCAUUUCACUUCCGCUCAAACCUUGACAUUAUCACUUGUAAAGCAUAGGUCCCUUUGCGCUUCAUUUCAACCGCACCACAUCUUCUCCUUUUUGUUGGCGUGGCUUUGCACUAGGGAACGAGGUUGGGAUAGGAUGAAUGGAAUGGCGUAUGACCCUGUACAAGGUAGAAUAUGAUUAUCCUGCGUAAUAACUCUGUGCGAUGCUUGUAAUCGAGUUUGAACCCUCAACUUUCUAAUAUUCUUGCCGCCUAUAACUUGCAAAAGGGGCAACACAAUUUUCUCAGCAUUUCUCAUCAGAAAAGCGUAGUUGUCUAUUCUUCAUCCUUUUGCUCUUCUCCAUGCUCACCAUGGAAGAUCUCAAGCUGUAUCAACGAC